AUGUAUCAGUAUGCUUAUACUAUUUACUUGUUUUAUAGUGAUGAAGACCCUGCUGAUGAAGAACCUGCUGAUGAAGAUGAUGAUCCAGACUGGGAGGGGGAUGGUGAUUUGGGGGAGGGUAGUGGUGAAACGGGCCGACCCCCAGCUAAGAGACGGGCUGACUCCCUUGGUGGUACUUCUGGCAAUAGAGGAAGGGGCGGUAGGGCCAGGGGUGGUAGGGCCAGGGGUGGAAGGGGUGGUAGGGCCAGGAGUGGUGGGACUGCCAAUACUAGUAGUAAGUCUUAUAAUGAUGCGGACACUAAGAAUGACCUCCCUCCCUUUCAACCAAACCGUCCGCCUGGAAUUCAUUUUGGUAGGCAAGUCUUGCGGGGAAGUAUGACAACUGCGUUAGAGUUUUUUCGUCUAUUCUUUACCUCCGAGAUGAUAAAAUCAGUUGUUGCCCAUACCAAUAGCUACGCAUACAUGAAACUUGUAGCUGGGGGGUAUACUACAUACACCACUUGGGAGGGGGCUUGGGAACAAACGACUGAUGAUGAAAUAAAUCAUUUGAUUGCUCUUUUGAUUUAUUUUGGUCUGGUACGUGUGGACACAACCGUAGAAAAGUAUUGGAGCACAAAGACCCUUUACCACGGUCUCUGGGCAAGGAAGAUACUUUCCCGUACUCGUUAUAAAGCCCUUAUGGCAUUCUUGCAUGUGGUGGAUCCCGCCGACGAGCAGCCUGGCGAUAAACUGGGCAAGGUUGAGGAAUUUCUUGCGGCAUUCAAAGAGCGAUGCCAGGCGUCAUACCAACCGAGCCAGAAUAUUGCUGUGGAUGAGCGUAUGGUUAAGUCUAAACAUAGGUCAGGCAUUAGGCAAUACAUGAAGAACAAGCCUACAAAGUGGGGGAAUAAAACUCUGGGUAUUGGCAGACAGCUCUAAUGGGUAUACUAUUGAUUUCAACGUUUAUAUAGGUAAGUCGGAGCAUGAAAAACCGUCGGGUAAUGGUCUGGGUUAUGAUGUGGUAAUGAAGUUGGUGGAUCCAUAUUUGAACCAAGGGUAUCAUGUAUUUUUUGAUAAUUUUUUUACAUCCCCUAAGUUAGUCCAAGAUCUGUUUUUGCAUGCAACCCCAUCAUCAGGUACAUGUAGAACUAACAGGGAGGGUUUCCCCAAGUCCUUGAGGAAUGUUAAGGUGUGGGCGAAGAAGUUGGAGCGAGGAAGCAUGCGAUGGGAGCGGGACUCGAAUGUGUUAGCCAUCCAAUGGGUUGAUAACAAGGCUGUUUCCUUGCUCACAUCAAUUGAUUCCGCGAAUGAGAAAGAGGUUGCAAGGAGAAGAAUGAAGGUGGGAGAUGUAUUUGAACGGGUAGAUGUAGACCAGCCCUAUGCAUUUUAUAGAUAUAAUCAAUACAUGAAUGCAGUAGAUAGGUCCGAUCAAAUACUUGCAUGCCAUAAUGUAUAUCGUAAGUGUUAUAGAUGGUGGAAGACUUUGUUCUACCACUUAAUAGAUAUGGCAGUUGUUAACGGUUUUCUUCUUUUUCAGAAGCAUCGUGCAACUGACCCGGGUAAUCCGGCUUUGCAACGCAUAUCUACAUAUAAUAUAGUUAAUUUUCGGGAGGAGAUUAUUAGACAGAUUUGUGGGUUGGAAGAGUAUGAUAGACCUCCUGUGUAUGAGGCAGUGCAGGCUGUUCCUCGCCAUGAUCUGUUCUGUACCCUCCAUAUCCCUAAGACGGCUGAGAGUAGGAAGCAUUGUGUUGUUUGUUACGGGAAAGGUAAGGGGCAGAAGCAUGUGACCACUUAUUGUAGUGCUCCGCAGUGCAAUAAUAAACAUAUGCAUGUUGGUGCUGGGUAUGAUUGUUUUGAGGUAUGGCAUAGUAGUGAUUAUACUGGUAAGAGAACAUGA
This is a messenger RNA of Paramuricea clavata, 1876 nucleotides long. The record is from the annotation of a GenBank genome assembly. Lineage: Eukaryota; Metazoa; Cnidaria; Anthozoa; Malacalcyonacea; Plexauridae.